UUCAGGCUUCUUCUCCCCUCGGUGGGUUCUCUCUCGCGUCCAGCUGGCCCCCCUCGUUUGACCGACCGUCGUCGACGACGAUGGUAAUGGUAAAUGGCCCGUGGAGAGGCUCUCCGGUCCGCGCCUCCACUGGAAACGGGAGCACGCCACGUGAAAGUAGGAAGGGGAGGCUAUAGCCGGACCGACGUCGCUUCGUGCGCCUCAGUCGUUCGUGGACCUCGAAGGACGAUAGAGGUCGAAGAGGGCACGCUUCCUCCUCUCUUCUUUCCUCUUCACGGCUUCGCCACCCGUCUGCUCUCCUUCCACGAAGCAUCUUUUUCCCGCGCGCCAACGGCCUUAUCCUCCUUAACGACCCGGUGGCGAGACACCACGAACGUCCACGCAAUAAGAUAAUCGCACGCAGACGUCCGCCCACUGCGCACCGAGAAAGUUGUCUCUUUGUAUACGUCCUGUACACGCUGGUUUUACGAUCGUGGCAAGAGCCAUCCGAACGGAUCUACGUCGACAGUAUACCCGAGGAUGCAACGUCACGUCUCCCUCGUCGUCGGGAUCGUCCUGCUGUGUUGCCUCCAAGAUUUCGUAACCGGCGCCUGUCCCCGAAUAUGCCCGCCGAGCGGAGAGCCGGUGUGCGGUAGCGACGGAGUGAUCUACGCGUCGCAGUGCGAAAUGCGGAAGAAGAUGUGUGGAAAGGGCGUGACCGUGGCUACGGAGAAGACCGCCUGCCUGAGGUCAUCCGGUAGCAAGUGCGAGCAUCGUUGCUCCGGCGAUCAGGAUCCGGUAUGCGGCACCGACGGUCGCACGUAUCUCAACAAGUGCAUGCUGAGGGUCGAGGUAUGCAGAGUGGGCAUCGAGCUGUCCCACCUGGGUCCCUGCAACAACAUAUCCGCGCACAGGGAGAACUGCCCCGUCUCCUGCGAGUUCGCGCCCCUCGACGGACCGAUCUGCGGUAGCGACGGGAACGUCUACAAGUCCACGUGCCAAAUGAAACUUCUCACCUGCGGACAAGGUGUGGUGCGUACGAACAAAAAGCACUGCCAGACCACCAGACACUGUCGCGAAUCUUGUUGGCGCGGUGCCAAGCCAGCGUGCGGCAGCGACGGGAUCCUCUACUCGAACACCUGCAAAAUGCGAGCGAAGAAUUGCGGCAAGCACGUGUUCGAGGUGCCGAUGUCGUUCUGCGUGUCCCGCGAGCGGACGUCGGGCAGCCAGCUGAACGCCUGCCCGCUGGACUGCAAAAACGAGCCGGACACGGUCAUCUGCGGAUCGGACGGGAACAUCUACAGGAACGAGUGCGAGAUGCAGAUGCUCAACUGCGGGCAAGCUAGGCGAAAGGUGACGGUGGUGGACUUCGAGAAGUGUCGACCGCGUUUGACCAAAUGCAUGAAGCAACAACAGAGGUGCGGGAACGACGUGGACCCAGUUUGCGGCAGCGACGCGAACGCGUACCCGAAUCAGUGUCACCUGAACGUGGCCGUGUGCCUAAAGGGCAUCCAAUUGGCUCACGUCGGCGAGUGCACGACCUUGAAGGAGACCGAACACUGCCCCGAAGACUGCAGCGAGGUGCCCGAGGAACCAGUUUGUGGAAGCGACGGGAACGUUUACCGGUCCCUUUGCCAUCUGCGGCGCGAGACAUGCGGUCAGAGGGUGGUUCAAGUUCCAGCGCAACAUUGUCGUACCACCGCGCUUUGCAACCAGAUCUGCAGCGGGGAGCGCCAGUUUGUUUGCGGUUCCGACAACAAGCUCUAUCGCAACGAGUGCGAGAUGAAGAGGGACAAUUGCGGGAAGCACGUGUACGUGGUACCGAUGAAGAGAUGCGUCCAAGGCUUUCUGUUCCGCGGUUGCCAGAAGAUCUGCCCGCCCUAUUACGACCCUGUCUGCGGCACUGACGGAAUGACCUACAGCAACGAGUGCUUCCUGGAGAUCGAGAACUGCCGCAGUCGAAGCCUAGUUACGAAGAAGUACCACGGCGUGUGCGGCCAACCGACGGAGGAGCCUAAGAAUUACUUGUACUAAAUCGAUGGAUUUCUAAUUGUGUCGAAAUCUAUGUC
Messenger RNA from Colletes gigas, 2048 nucleotides. RefSeq names its product serine protease inhibitor dipetalogastin. The transcript has 9 exons. Bases 520 to 2013 code for a protein of 497 amino acids. Gene Ontology annotation, molecular function: protein binding. Gene Ontology annotation, biological process: cell differentiation; multicellular organism development. The record is from RefSeq and is a predicted model, not a curated record. Lineage: Eukaryota; Metazoa; Arthropoda; Insecta; Hymenoptera; Colletidae.